Messenger RNA from Arthroderma uncinatum, 1314 nucleotides. RefSeq names its product dynactin Arp1 p62 subunit RO2. The transcript has a single exon. The record is from RefSeq and is a predicted model, not a curated record. Bases 1 to 1314 code for a protein of 437 amino acids. Gene Ontology annotation, cellular component: dynactin complex. NCBI's taxonomy places the organism in Eukaryota, Fungi, Ascomycota, Eurotiomycetes, Onygenales, Arthrodermataceae.
AUGUGGACCAGCCUUGACAUCGACGUAAAAUUUGACAAACCAACAAACAUACGUUCUCAGCUACUAGCAUUGAGGAAUGGGACAGCCCGACGACCAUCAGAAGCUAGACUCUCACAGUUUAAAUCUCCACUCGCAAGUUUCGCCUCUGCACCGAGUCUGCCUGAGGAAGGGGGGGAUGAGAAACUAGGAAGCCCGAUGUCAUUCGAUACUAAACCCACGCUUGGCCACGAUGCUCGCUUCACAGCCCUAAAGAACUUCUAUCGCAGCCAGAUUGCUGAAACAUCGUCGUCACCAUCAGAUCACUUGAUGGGAGGCGAAUUUGGGCUAUACUCGUCUCCCAAUGCCUUGAGCCGUAUCAUGUCUCUUUACAAUACAGGGGUAGGGAAUAUGCAUGGCAACAAUAAGAAGAAUAAAUCCAAACCCCCAGUCAUGCGCGAAGCCCUGACGCAGGCGGAGGGGCUAGUUAUACCUGCUGCUGGAUCAGAUGAUGCUAUUAUUGAAAAGAUGGCAGCUGAAGGAUGGGAUGGAUUGGCCUCGAUGGAGCAACGACUGUUCCAGCAACCUUCUACACGCUUCGUUGACGAUUUACUACCACUACCUGUUCUAUUGCGCACAAAGAGAUCUAAAAGAUGCAAGGCUUGCAAGCAUAUCCUUGUCAAACCAGAAGUCAAGCCUCAAUCUACCAGAUUCCGCAUCCGGCUUAUCGCUCUCAGUUACCUCCCACUUACCUCUCUUCGCCCUCUCAACCCAUCCUCGGUUGCUCUUCCGAUUAACUUGGAGGCCCUAGACCCCCUGAGGCCUAUCCAAUUCCUUCUAACCCUAAAGAACCACAUGUUCGACCCUAUUAGAGUCACCCUUGCGACCCCAUCAGUAACACCUGGGCCUGUUGCUACAAAAGUAACAAUACUAUGCCCUCAACUUGAAGUCGGCGCCAACACCGAUGUCUGGGACGAAGCUCUUCAGUCGGGCAAUGCUCCUGACCCACGGUCUUCUAGACACGGUGUAGAGAGAGUUGCAGAAGCGGGCAAAGUAUGGGACAAAGGACGCAACUGGACUACCGUUGCUAUGGAAGUUGUUCCCGGUGCCAUCAAGAAUACGAAGAAUGAACCGGGCCAGGGAGAUAUGAUAGAUGGGGACGAAGAUGUGGUUGAAAUUCCUGUGUUUGUCCGAAUUGAAUGGGAUGCGGAUGGAGGGAAUGAAGACAUGGGCUUCCGUUCGGAAAGCAACAAGAAGGCGGAGUCGGAUACGGUGAAGAGAGAACUGGCGUAUUGGAUGACACUUGGGGUAGGAAGAAUAAAGUCGGACGUUAUAUGA